Messenger RNA from Callithrix jacchus (white-tufted-ear marmoset), 1176 nucleotides. RefSeq names its product golgi associated RAB2 interactor 1A (gene GARIN1A). Lineage: Eukaryota; Metazoa; Chordata; Mammalia; Primates; Cebidae. Gene Ontology annotation, cellular component: nucleus. The record is from RefSeq and is a predicted model, not a curated record.
GGAGGGGAGAAAGAGCUGGGGAGGUGGGGGCAGAUCACAUCAACAUCUUGGCGUUGGGCUGGGUCUAUGUGGAGCCCCAGAAAUGUUCCCCAGCCCAUUCUUCCCAAGAAUCAAUGAGUAAAAUCAGGGGCCUCCCACCUGAGGUCAGGGAACCAGGCCCUGGACUGGAACUUGGGGUGGAAAAUGGCCUUCUUUGUCAACUGAUUCAUUCUCCAGAAUUCAACUUAUUCUCCGACUCGGUGGUGUUUGAAAGCAACUUUAUCCAGGUUGCUAAGCCCGGGAACUGGAAAGAUGUCUGUGAAAGGUCUACCACUGUGAUCCUUGGGGUGACCUCCUCAGUGCCUUCCCUGCCACUCCCCAAUGUCCUCCUGAUGGCCAAUGUUACCUCGCCCCGGGGUCCGUUUUCCACCUGGAACACACCUGGUGAUGCCCCAGUCAUCACCCUCAGCAGGCUUCUCCCCCUGAAGUAUGUGGAGCUACAAAUCUAUGACCGGCUCCAACGCAUCCUGAGGGUGAGGACGGUGACUGAGAAGAUCUACUACCUGAGGCUCCACGAAAAACACCCAGAGACUGUGUUUCAAUUCUGGAUCCGCUUGGUGAAAAUUCUGCAGAAAGGCCUGUCCAUCACCACCAAAGACCAGAGAAUCGAAUUCACUCACUGCCUGGUGCCCAAGAUGCCCACCAGCUCCAUGGAAACAACAUCUGAAAACAGCCUCCUGUCAACCCCCCAGCCCAGCGAGACUCUCAUGCUGCUGGCGGCUGAGCAAACCAAUGGCAGUGUCUCACGGCUCUCAGGAAAGCCCCAGCUCACAGCAGACAGGAACAAUGACACUGCCAUUGAAACAGGCAAUUACAGAAGCUAUAAGAUACCCUCGCCAGUGGCAUCUCCAAUCAAUUUGAACAUACCCAUGACAGCUGCUUUGAGCCACAGCCUCUGUGACCAAGAGGACCCUCAUGACACUUUCUACAAGUUCCUGCAGCCAGUUCCCUAAGAGAGCACUUCUUGGGACCCUGACACUAGACAAAACAUGCUCUUCCUGGCAUGUGUGUACUUGCUACCACCUCUUAUAACACUCCUUUCCCACUGUGGGUCAGAGGACCAUGGGAGAGGUAAGAUGGUGUUUCCGACAAGGUGCUUCUGUACUUCCGCCAAUAAACCUCCAAGUGAGUCUCUAA